Messenger RNA from Beta vulgaris subsp. vulgaris (sugar beet), 2261 nucleotides. RefSeq names its product AT-rich interactive domain-containing protein 6. The record is from RefSeq and is a predicted model, not a curated record. The transcript has 14 exons. Gene Ontology annotation, cellular component: nucleus. Bases 286 to 1956 code for a protein of 556 amino acids. Lineage: Eukaryota; Viridiplantae; Streptophyta; Magnoliopsida; Caryophyllales; Amaranthaceae. Gene Ontology annotation, molecular function: DNA binding. Gene Ontology annotation, biological process: regulation of transcription by RNA polymerase II.
AAUGCUCAACUUCAAAAGUCGCAACUCGCAACACAAUUAUACAACACUAGUCUGAUACUCUCACAAGUGACAACAGUACUAACACAAAUUCUCUCUCUUCGAUUUCGAGCAAUUCACCCACUCACUCUCUCUGCUCACUCUCUCGUCACACACACUCAGGUGACGGCGGCACGCUUCAUUCAGUUUGUUCUCAUCUUGCCCUAAUUCGUUCCAUUUUUCUUUCGAUUUCAAUUAUAAGGUUUUUCUUGUGAUUCCAGUAUUUGAAGGACUUUUGACACUGGAUCGAUGACUGAAGCAAAGGAGGUCAAGCAAUCUGGUGAUGAAAUAUCUGAGUCAGUGAGCAAUGAUCCUGUUGCUUCUGAAGUGGAGAUGGUUAGGGAGAAACAUAUAGAGGACAAAGAAGGCAUUGAACAAAAAGACGAGGGGGAAGAGGAGGACGAAGACGAGGAGGAGGAGGAGGAGGAGGAAGAAGAAGAAGAAGAAGAAGAAGAAGAGGAGGAAGAGGAAGAGGAAGGGGAAGAUGAAGAAGAAGAGGAAGAGGAGGGAGAAGAGGAAGAGGAGGUAACAGAAGAAUCAGAGGAAGAUACAGAGGAUGAGCAGGAGAACAAAUUGGAACGUGGGCCAGUUGAUGUGUCAAUUGAUGGUGGAAAGGUAUUGCAUGUGGAAGUUUCUCUUGGAAAGAACUCUGAUGUGAUUCGAGACUCUCCAAUUCAUGGGGUUGACAGCAGCAGAACGGUGCAUACAGAUAUUCCUGUAGCAGAGGCCUCAGUGAAAAAUAACGUGGGAACAAUUCAGAAAUCUGCUAUACAUGAUGAAAACGGAUCCAUAAGACCUGACACUGAAGAGAGCCAUGACGUGAAAACAGAUGAUUCUGAUUCAGUUAAAGAUAGAAGGUUAGUUGAUGAAACUAUUUUCAGGAAUCCUUCUUCAUUGAAGGUAGAACACAUGAAGGAGGAAGAGCUGAAGAAUGAGGCAAAGAUAAUAGAAGGAUCUAUGGAUGUAGAUGGCAGAUCUCCCAGUAAAUCCUGCAUAUUUGACACAGAUACUUCAGGGGGAGGGGAGUCAGGAACAGAAGAUGAACAAGCAGCAUUUAUGACGGAGCUUGAUAAGUUUCAUAAAGAGAGAAGUCUAGAUUUUAAGCCACCAAAAUUCUACGGAGAACCACUGAAUUUGCUGAAGCUCUGGAGGGCUGUUAUGAGGUUGGGUGGCUAUGAUAAGGUGACAGCGUGUAAAUUCUGGCGCCAAGUGGGAGAGUCAUUUAAACCCCCCAAGACUUGCACCACAGUAUCAUGGACCUUCCGCAUAUUCUAUGAGAAGGCCCUUCUUGACUAUGAGAGACACAGGACAAGUAGUGAUGGUUCUAGCCUUUCUGGUUCUCUUGCUGUGCCUAUGGGUGUUGAAAAUCAGGCUUCUGGAUCAGGAAGGGCGCGCAGGGAUGCUGCCGCUCGGGCUAUGCAGGGCUGGCAUUCUCAGCGUAUUCUUGACAAUGGUGAAGUUAGCGACCCAAUUAUAAAGGCUAAGAAUUCCAUCUCUCUGAGCAAGAAAGAAAAACAGCUGAAAAAUCUGGGUGUACUAAAGCGGAAAAAACCAUCCUCUGCAGAUCAUGCUUUAGAUCCUGUGCGCACUAAAUCGCUAAAAACACAAACGGAAACCACAGUUAUUGACAUUGGAUCUCCUGCUGAUUGGGUGAAGAUUAAUGUUCGAGUGACUAAAGAUUGCUAUGAGGUCUAUGCUUUAGUUCCAGGGCUCCUACGUGAAGAGGUUCGUGUCCAGUCAGAUCCAGCUGGUCGUUUGGUUAUAUCUGGUGAGCCUGAAAAUCCAGACAAUCCUUGGAGCGUGACACCCUUCAAGAAGGUUGUUAGCCUGCCGUCAAGAAUCGACCCACAUCAAACAUCAGCUGUAGUGACAUUGCAUGGACAGUUGUUUGUUCGGGUGCCGUUUGAACAGUAUGACUAGCUUCUAAACGGUUGCACAUAAUGGUGGAAUGCCAGUUAAGGGUAUGAUAGCUGAUCUUUCUGUGAUUCUAGGUGUUCCGAGAUACUAGUUUUACAUAUAGGUGAGCAAAGCUGCUUGAGCUUGUAGUGUUAUUGAAGUUAGGUAUGUGAAUCUGUGUUCCAUCUGUAUCUUCUUGAACGCCUCCAGCUUUCUGUAGUUUUGUAGUGCUUGCCUAUUGCAAGCUCCUGGUUAUGGAUGAAAUUAGUCCUUCAAUGCAAAGCGUUAACUAUUGCUUAUAUUAAUUGAUGCAGUUGCCAAUUGUAUUA